AUGUCGCUCCGUCGCCAGUCGGGCGCCCGCCGCGUCCCGGACACGCCUCGCAUCAUCUCGCCGAGCCCGACCCCGUCAGAACGAGACGUGCAGGAUUACGUGGGCCCAAUGACCCGGAGUCGAAGAAAGGCCCCGACGCAGCAGGCGGUGGAGGAGCUGAGCGAUGAGGAGGACCUCGAUAGUGCUUCCGGCAUCCGGAGAUCCCGUACAAGAAGCCGCUCGCCCAUCGACACCCGCGGUGUCCCUCGCAUGACACCCAAGACUUCCAAAACCUCGACAUCGCAAAAGCCUGAGCUGGACGGCAUCAUGGCGACCACUACCGCCACCAGACUGGCCACCACGAACGGUCACUUGGCGCCUCCUCUGCCUGCGACCCCGACGGGAUGGAGCUGGCGCGACUUCAGCCGGAGCCCCAGUCCUCUAGGCCUUAUCCCAAUCCACCGACACUGGCGGACGUUUGUGCACAAGCAUGAGGUCCCGCGCAAAGUCCUCCACGUUUCCAUCGGCUUCUUCGUCGUCUGGCUCUACAGCUCCGGCACCCAGACCAGCGCCGUGCCGCCAUAUCUGAUGAGCGCGUUGAUCCCAAUCACAACGGUCGACUGGCUGCGGCACCGAUACGCUUCCUUCAACCGGCUCUAUGUCAAGGUGCUCGGCGCCCUUAUGCGGGAAAGCGAGUACGCGGGGUGGAACGGCGUCAUCUUCUACCUCCUCGGCGCAUGGAUCACUCUCUACUUCUUCCCCAAGGACGUUGGCGUCAUCGGCGUCCUGCUGCUCAGCUGGUGCGAUACCGCCGCCAGCACAUUCGGCCGACUCUGGGGAAAAUAUACCCCGAGACUACGCCGCGGCAAGUCCCUCGCUGGAUCGCUGGCCGCCUUCCUUGUUGGCGUGGCCACUUCCUACCUCUGGUACGGAUGGCUCGUCCCCACCAUCGGACCCAUGCCCGGCGACGAGAACUUCAUGUUCACGGGUACUCUCUCUCUGCCACAGGCAUUUACCGAGGCAGUCGGCCUGCCAGAGAACUUGAGCUCUGUCUCUGGCCCUGUAGCUUUGGGCAUCAUGAGCGUCUGGUCUGGCUUUGUCGCUUCGGCCAGUGAAGUGGCUGACCUGUUCGGAUGGGACGAUAACCUGACGAUCCCAGUGCUUAGCGGACUCGGCAUCUGGGGAUUCCUUAAACUGUUUGGCUAG
Molecule: messenger RNA, 1185 nt
Organism: Trichoderma gamsii
Lineage: Eukaryota; Fungi; Ascomycota; Sordariomycetes; Hypocreales; Hypocreaceae
Product: phosphatidate cytidylyltransferase
Exons: 1
Coding region: 1-1185 (394 amino acids)
Biological process (GO): phosphatidic acid biosynthetic process
Cellular component (GO): endoplasmic reticulum membrane
Molecular function (GO): ATP-dependent diacylglycerol kinase activity
Source: RefSeq, a predicted model, not a curated record